This is a messenger RNA of Chara braunii, 2647 nucleotides long. The record is from the annotation of a GenBank genome assembly. Lineage: Eukaryota; Viridiplantae; Streptophyta; Charophyceae; Charales; Characeae.
CAUUAUGAGUUUAUAGUCAUGCCCUUUGGACUAACCAACGCGCCAGCUACUUUUCAACGUUGUAUGAAUGACCUGUUUAGACCAUGGUUAGAUAAAUUUGUAGUAGUCUACUUAGAUGAUACCCUAGUCUUUAGUAAGACUCUUCAGGAGCACCAGGGUCAUCUGAGGCAGGUCUUGGGGAAGCUUGGAGAGGCUAACUUCAAGAUCAAUGCGAAGAAGUGCGAGUGGGCCAAGACGCAAGUCCUGUACUUGGGCCACGUAUUAGACGGAGAUGGCAUUAAGCCCGAGGACAGCAAGAUAGCGGCGAUUAGAGAUUGGCCGACGCCCCGCACAUUGACAGAGUUGCGGUCGUUCCUAGGCWUARCUAACUACUAUAGGAAGUUCGUAAGGAACUUCUCUACUAUCRCCGCUCCCUUGCGCAGGUUGCUGAAGAAAGAGGCAAUCUGGCAAUGGGACAAAGAUUGUACGUCUGCGCUCAAGAAGUUAAAGCGCGCGUUAAUAGAAUAUCCUGUCCUCAAAGUAGCAGAUCCGUCCUUGCCAUUUGUCAUUACCACGGACGCAAGUCAGUAUGGGAUAGGCGCCGUGUUGCAGCAAGGCGACGGCAAUGGCUAUAGACCCGUAGAGUUCAUGUCAGCGAGGAUGCCCUGUGAUCCGAUAACGACAUUUGUGCCAGCUGCAAUCAGAAAGGAGGAUGGGACGGCAAUGGAUGUUGACGACUCAAUCAAGAACUCUCUCAGAGAUGGUGCAAAGGUCAUAGUGGAGUACGGACCUGGUCCUAUUGCCUACAAGACGCGUUGGGAAGGAAGACCGCCAACCCCGACUCUUGAUCUUCUUGAGCUGGAAACGCCUGCUGAACCCGAUGCAUGGGUGAUGAGCCUAGAUUUAUAUCCGUAUGGGUUGGAAAAGGAGAUUAUACAGAGCAGGCAGCCUGGAGAUAAAUUGUUUGAUGUGGAGUUGGAGUUGCAGACCGUCAGAGCUGUCCUCAUCAGAUACGCAGGUGUUUUACAGGCCAUGUUCCUGUGGUAUAGUUGCCAAGGAAAGGAACUCAAUGAAAAGGACUUUGGCAUCAUGGCCGUGGACCAAUUUGUGAAGCUAGCGAUAGAUGCGAAACUCGUGAGUGAAUGGUACACAGUCACUGAAGUCAACGACUGCUUCCACAAACCGAUCGAGGCGAAGAAAGGACAGAAGACCGCCUGACCUAGCCCAGGCAUUCGCCCGUCAGACCACCCGCCAUGUUGUCCCUCCGUCCAUGCAGUCUGAGACCACCUGACCUAGCCCAGGCAUUGGUUCGUCAUACCGCUUGCAAUGCUGUGCCUCCGUCCACACAGACUGCCUGACCUAUCCCAGGCAUUCGUCCGUUCAGCAUCCCAGAAAAAUAAGAAACGAUUGCACAAGUGCCCAACACUUAUUCAUCACGUCAUAUCCCCGACCCCCAUCCGCAUCGAGCCGACUUCUCUCUCCGCCGCAGAGCUUUGACGUCACCGCUUUCUGGGCACCAAUCGCGGCAGCAGCAACUGAACUGUGAAAGUUUUGAAAGCCUUCUCUGUCUGUCCCAUAACAGUUAGUGUGAACUCCCCUCGUUCUGCAACACCGACAGCCGAGCACCAGUCUGCCUCAGACCAAGAGUUUCGUUUCGAGCUGUGAAGUCGCCACCACUUCCUGCACGCGCAACAACAGCCCCCGACCUGUGAAAUCAAACUGCGAAAAUUUGCUCUCUGCACGCACAAACAACACAGCCGCAAUGCCUUCGGAAGUUUCAGACUGUGAAAAAAUUGCCGCUCUUUUUCUGCACAACAACGGCAGCACCAGUGCGCGCCUCCAAGAGCUCUUCACACUGAGAAAAUCGCCACCCUCAAGGCCGCCCUUCGACGACAUACAGUGAGAACAUUAUGCUGCCCAAGUGCUCUUCACAGGUAUGAAUCAGAGCAUCUAUUACGACUUCGACAUCCUUGACUGAAUCUGGCUAAAACUGCGGUCAGAUUCGGCCGAAAAAGCGAAAUUCCGCCUGCCCAAGUGCUCUUCGCACGGAUGAAUCAGAGCAUCUACUAAGACUUCGACAUCCUUGACUGAAUCUGGCUAAAACUGCGGUCAGAUUCGGCCGAAAAAGGGAAAUUCCUAGCGGAAUCGAAAGAAGGUAUUUAAGUUGAAUCAAUUAAACGGCCCCCCAGUGGCAUUCAGGAGGUUGUGGGUGCAAACCUCGUGACCGUCUGCAGUGGAACUUAGUGCCAACCCGGCUGUGAUAUUUUAGUAGGGUCUAUGACCAACACGGACAGGGGUGAAUGUGAGCAUGUGGGGGUUGUGUGUGGUGUGUGGGAGUGUUGGCCAUAGCCACUACUGCUGCUCGAUGGGCGGCAGGGGAAGAAGAUGGGAGGCGCAGCUACUGGCGAAAUGCCCUGUCUUUGCAUUAGAGGUGUCUGCUCCUACCAGCACCCCUAAAAAAAAAAAAAAAAAGAAGCCGGCCCCCCUCCCACCCGCCGCCCCACCCUACUCCCUGACCACCGCCGAUUAGCAUGAGGGGGGCAACAUGCACGCAUCCCCUUAAUUGUGAGAGGUAGCUAAUAGCUAUUGCUUGCACGGGUCCUCUGUAUAGGCUUAGCAGCAGUGGUAAGGCUAAUUCUUUUCAGCCCAACAAAUUUAAUUACCUGUC